Messenger RNA from Malassezia japonica, 2058 nucleotides. It is a transcript of the gene TKL1, whose product is annotated as transketolase. The transcript is spliced from 5 exons. Gene Ontology annotation, molecular function: transketolase activity. Gene Ontology annotation, cellular component: nucleus; cytosol. NCBI's taxonomy places the organism in Eukaryota, Fungi, Basidiomycota, Malasseziomycetes, Malasseziales, Malasseziaceae. The record is from RefSeq and is a predicted model, not a curated record. The coding region runs from base 1 to 2058 and encodes 685 amino acids. Gene Ontology annotation, biological process: pentose-phosphate shunt.
AUGACUUUUACUUUCGCUGACGUCGAUGAGAAGGCUGUUGCCACCAUCCGUACCCUCGCGGCGGAUGUUGUUGCUAAGGCCAACUCGGGCCACCCCGGUGCGCCCAUGGGCCUUGCCCCCCUUGCCCACCUCCUCUGGAGCCGCGUCAUCCGUUGCGACCCCAAGGACUCGCACUGGGUCAACCGCGAUCGUUUCGUGCUGUCGAACGGCCACGCCUGUGCGCUGCAGUACAUCAUUCUGCACAUGAUGGGCUACAAGCUGUCGAUGGAUGACCUCAAGUCCUUCCGCCAGCUCAACUCGCUUACGCCCGGCCACCCCGAGGCGAACCACACCGACGGUGUCGAAGUUACCACCGGUCCCCUGGGCCAGGGCUUUGCCAACGCGGUCGGUAUCGCGAUUGCCCAGAAGAACGUCGCCGCGACCUUCAACCGCGACGACUUUGACCUGUUCAACAGCCAGACCUUUGUCAUCCUCGGCGAUGGCUGUAUGCAGGAGGGUAUUGCGAGCGAGGCGGCCUCGCUCGCUGGCCACCUGCGCCUCAACAACCUGAUCGCCAUCUACGACGACAACAAGAUCACCAUUGAUGGUGACGUCGCCUGCUCUUUCACCGAGGACGUCGAGAAGCGCUUCCUGUCGUACGAGUGGGACGUGCUCCACGUCCUGGACGGUGACAAGGAUGUCAAGGGCCUGUACGAGGCCGUCGACAAGGCGCGCAAGAACACGGAUCGCCCGACGCUGAUCCGUGUGCGCACCACGAUCGGUUUCGGUUCCCAGAACCAGGGCCUGGCCUCGACCCACGGCUCGCCACUCAAGGAGGACGACAUCCGCCAGUUCAAGGAGAAGGUCGGCUUCAACCCCGACGAGAAGUUUGUCAUCCCCAAGGAGGUCGCCGACGCCUACGCCUCGUACGCCAAGCGCGGCGCCGAGGAGCACGCCGAGUGGCAGAAGCGCUUUGACGCCUACGGCCAAAAGUACGGCAAGGAGAAGGCCGAGAUUGAGCGCCGCAUCGCCCACAAGCUCCCCGAGGGCUGGGAGAAGGCACUGCCCACCUUCAAGCCGUCCGACGAUGCGGCCGCGACGCGCAAGCUGUCCGAGGGCGUGCUCAAGAGCCUCAGCGGCGUGAUCCCCGAGAUGAUGGGCGGCUCUGCCGACCUUACCGGCUCGAACCUCACCCGCUGGGCCGACGCGGUGGACUUCCAGUCCCCGGCGACGCACCUGGGUAACUACUCUGGUCGCUACGUCCGCUACGGUGUGCGUGAGCACGCCAUGGGUGCCAUCAUGAACGGUAUGCACGCCUUUGGCAUGCACAUUCCCACCUCGGGCACCUUCCUCAACUUUGUGUCGUACGCGCUCGGCUCGGUCCGUCUCUCGGCUCUGAGCAAGUUCCAGACGAUCUGGGUUGCGACCCACGACUCGAUCGGUCUCGGCGAGGACGGCCCUACCCACCAGCCGAUCGAGACUGCCGCGGCGCUCCGUGCGGUGCCCAACCUCGACUUCUGGCGCCCGGCCGACGGCAACGAGGUGUCGGCCGCCUACAAGGUGGCCAUCGAGAGCUACAGCACCCCCUCGGUGCUUGCGCUGACCCGCCAGGGCCUGCCGCACCUCGAGAACUCCUCGAUCGAGAAGGCGUCGCUCGGUGGCUACGUCGUCCUCGAGCAGGACAACGCCGAGAUCACGAUCGUCUCGACCGGCUCGGAGGUGAGCAUCUCGGUCGAUGCCGCCAAGAAGCUCGGCGAGCAGGGCGUCAAGGCGCGUGUCGUCUCGAUCCCGUGCUUCAGCGUGUUUGACAAGCAGCCGCUCGACUACCGCAAGAAGGUGCUGCCCUCGGGCCACCCGAUCCUCUCGGUCGAGGCCUACAGCACCUUUGGCUGGGGCAAGUACGCUCACGUCCACCACGGCAUCAACUCGUUCGGUGUCUCGGCCCCGGCCAAGGACGCCUACAAGCACUUCAAGAUGACCGACACGGACGUUGCCACCAAGGCCCAGAAGGUGAUCGACCACUUCAAGAAGGCCGGCACGCCCCUCGUGUCGCCCCUCGAGCUCGAGGCCGAGUUCUAA